Opisthorchis viverrini is the source of this 429-nucleotide messenger RNA. RefSeq lists its product as hypothetical. The transcript is spliced from 3 exons. The record is from RefSeq and is a predicted model, not a curated record. Lineage: Eukaryota; Metazoa; Platyhelminthes; Trematoda; Opisthorchiida; Opisthorchiidae. The coding region runs from base 1 to 429 and encodes 142 amino acids.
AUGAGGAGUAACGUGGACCUUGAGCUCGAUAGUCGGUUUGGUUGUCUUCACCAACGACAACAAACACUUCAAAGUGUUGGUGCACUACGUCGCUCGCCAAUGUCCUUGAACAAUUGCGUUAUGGGGAAACGGACGCUCCUGGCUCUCAAAGGUAGAUUCGGUGGGGCGAGAUGGCCCAAAUGGUUAGAGCGCGAGUUUACUGACCGGAAGGUCCGUGUUUCGAACCUGACCUCUGCCACUCAACUUCCACUGUCUAGGCUUGGGCAACCUGGGAGUAUCCCAGCCCUCUUAGGCGCCGGAAAGGUGCCACAGCUUAGUUCAGUGGAAGUAGUGCUGCGGAUGAAAUGGUUUGAGAUUCGAAAUCCAACCAGGCAGACGUACUUCACCGUGAGGUGGAUAGAUUCAGCGGAACAGCAGAAAAACAACUAG